AUGGAUUCCCGCUCACCUCCACCACCACCAACCAUGAUGGUGGGACCCACAUCUUACGCUCCGACUAACACCUCCAUGAUCAGCCCUAAUUCCUCUACCACCAACAUCAUGUCUCCGGCCACCGCUCGUUUUCCUUUCACCUCGCAGCAGCAAUCGGACCCGUUCGCCGUCACUCACGACAGCCCUUCUUCGCCGUCCACCCUCGCCAAGAAAAAGCGGGGCCGGCCGAGGAAAUACUCCCCCGACGGUAACAUUGCCCUUGCUUUGGCUCCGAAUCGUGUUUCUUCUCCUGCCGCUGCUACCUCCGCUUCUGCUGGAGAUUCAGGAAACGCGGAGGCUCCUGCGAAGAAACAUAGAGGAAGACCUCCCGGCUCUGGGAAGAAACAGUUAGAUGCGCUUGGAGCUGGUGGGAUUGGAUUCACUCCACACGUAGUCUUGGUGGAGUCUGGUGAGGACAUUACAGAAAAAGUUAUGGCCUUUACUCAAUCAGGACCUCGAACAGUUUGUAUUCUUUCUGCCAAUGGUGCAGUCAGCAGUGCAACCCUUCGACAGCCAUCUGGUGGUAUUGCAAGAUACGAGGGCCAAUUUGAGAUCAUAUCGUUAUCAGGUGAUAUGCACCUAUCUGAAAACAGUGGUGAGCAUAGCAGACCAAGCAGUUUAUACGUUUCUCUUGCAGGGGCUGAUGGACGAGUUUUGGGUGGUGCAGUUGCUGGAGUGCUAAUUGCAGCCUCAACGAUACAGGUCAUUGUGGGUAGCUUUAUUAUGGAUCUGAAAAAGUCAAGCUCAAGUAUGGUGAAAUCUGGGCCUUCUUCAGCACCAACUUCCCAAAUGUUGAACUUCGGUGCACCUACAACUCCAACCAGUCCUACUUCUCAAGGGCCUUCAACUGAGUCCUCAGAGGAAAAUGAUCAUAAUAGUAAUUUUAGUAGGGGGCCUGCACUCUACAACAAUGCUAAUCAGCCUGUUCAUAAUAAUAUGCAGCAGCAGAUGUACCACCAUCCACUAUGGGCUGGCCAAAAUCAUCAGUGA
Messenger RNA from Lathyrus sativus (Indian pea), 1029 nucleotides. The record is from the annotation of a GenBank genome assembly. NCBI's taxonomy places the organism in Eukaryota, Viridiplantae, Streptophyta, Magnoliopsida, Fabales, Fabaceae.